Messenger RNA from Centruroides sculpturatus (bark scorpion), 1291 nucleotides. RefSeq names its product protein PIH1D3-like (gene Dnaaf6). Gene Ontology annotation, cellular component: cytoplasm. The record is from RefSeq and is a predicted model, not a curated record. The coding region runs from base 69 to 635 and encodes 188 amino acids. Gene Ontology annotation, biological process: axonemal dynein complex assembly. Lineage: Eukaryota; Metazoa; Arthropoda; Arachnida; Scorpiones; Buthidae. Gene Ontology annotation, molecular function: dynein intermediate chain binding; protein-folding chaperone binding. The transcript is spliced from 3 exons.
CUAAAUAAAUGUUGCCCUCUAUCGUCAAUAGUAAAAAUUAAUUAGAACAUCUUUUGAAUUGAGGAGAGAUGGAUUUCGGAGCUUCGUUGUUAAAAUUAAGGGACCUUUUGAACCUGGAAGAAACGGACAGUAGCGAUGACGAGUUCAAACCUAAAACUCAAGUGACUAAAAUGGGACCCGGAGACAUCGGUGGGAGGGCAGUUAGCGGAAAGGAAAAGACUGAAGAAGUCGGGGUGGAGGACGAUGACGUCAUCUGGAGCGCGCGUGAAGUUCCCCAGGGAUCGGAAUUCGACGAUACUAUCGAUCCUAGGAAAGAGCCCGAGUACGAGAUGUUCUUCAGGCAGAAAGUGACUACAGAAGAUAUCUAUCUACAAAUGGGUAACAAGAACCCAGCCACUUUCAGCUGCGAGGAUCUGGUGAUCAAGAUCAAGCUACCGGGUGUAACGACGCAGAAUGAAAUCCACCUGGACGUCAAGGAGAAGAGAUUGGAUUGCAGGACCUCCACUUAUCGUCUGGGUCUCUUCUUACCUCAUCCGGUCAAACCAGACUCGAGUAAAGCCGAGUGGGACCAAAAUUCCCAUAACCUAACCAUAAUACUGAGAUUGGACAGAGAACUCGAUGAAUUGAACUUCUAAUAGGCCCCCUAGUACGUGUUUCAACGGGGGGUUGAACACCGAGCUAAUUGCUCGGGAAUUGUUACUUACCUAGUCAACAACGAGGCUUUUAAGGAUUUCUGGAAAGGUGGAUUCUUAGAAAUCCUCCUAUUUUAAGGAGGUCUUUAAGAAAGCCGGCAACACUUAAUUUUUAAUGCGUUUGACGUCAUUACUUUUAAAUCAAUUACGAUUUAAUGCGUUUGUUUAGUGAGUAAUUUUCGUAUUUUACUUGUAACGCUCGCACAAUAAGAUUUUAAAAUGGGAAAUCCGUUAAUAGAAAGCGGAAUAUUUAUAUUUAAAGGCGAUAAAACAUUAUAUACCGGUAUAUAUAUAUAUAUAUAUUUUAAAUUAAAAAGAAUUCUAUGUAAAAACCUCCUACUGUACAUCUGUCGUUGGAUAAGGAGGUAAUAUUUAUGAUGACGUCACAAUGUUUCCACGUAUGUGAAGUUUUCCGUUUCUUCCUGUCACGAAAAUUGGUCUUAUAGCUGUUUAAAUUGCUUAUUUUAACAAGUGUUCGUGAUGUAACGCACGCAGUGACGUGUUUUCGGGCAGGAAAUUUAACCAAAAAAAAAAAAGGCAAAUUAUAUAAUGUUACAAACACAGUAAAAAUGUAAAAAAAAUGUAACUAUUCCCGCAAU